Plasmopara halstedii is the source of this 1002-nucleotide messenger RNA. Its product is annotated as mitochondrial nuclease. The coding region runs from base 1 to 1002 and encodes 333 amino acids. Gene Ontology annotation, biological process: apoptotic DNA fragmentation. The transcript has 6 exons. The record is from RefSeq and is a predicted model, not a curated record. Gene Ontology annotation, cellular component: mitochondrial inner membrane; nucleus. Lineage: Eukaryota; Oomycota; Peronosporomycetes; Peronosporales; Peronosporaceae. Gene Ontology annotation, molecular function: RNA endonuclease activity; single-stranded DNA endonuclease activity; nucleic acid binding.
AUGAAAAGCAGACGUCGUAAUGCUCAGACGCCAUCGUUCUACUAUCUACUUCCUCUAAGCAUACGGCGGACGCUGGCAAGUGUAUCACUUGGCAUCUCAAUUGGUGUCGCAGGGACUUUGAUACUGUUGGGUCUGGAAAAUGAAAGGAUCAAAGAUGAUGAAUAUCCAACAUCGAUAGACUCCAAGAAAUUGGUUCCUACACACGAAGCACUACGCUAUGGAAUGCCUUCAAAUUCGAAUGUGCACGUACGCUCGGGAUACGUUGUGUCUUAUGACUACCGCACACGCAAUGCGUCGUGGGUGAUAGAACGCUUGACCAAAGACUCGCUACGUGCUGAGCAAGAGACCAAUCGAGCAAGCUCCAAAUUUAUGGUCGAUACGGAUGUUCCAACUCAAUUCAGGGUACAUCCGAAUCAUUUUUUGAAAAGUGGCUAUGACAAAGGACAUCUCGCACCGGCUCGUGACAUGAGUCAAUCCCAGGAAGCUAUGAAUGAAAGCUUUUUGAUGACCAAUAUUUCACCACAGGUUGGUGUAGGCUUUAAUCGUGGCUAUUGGUCGCGUCUUGAAGGCUUCAUGCGUCACUUGGCUGGCCAAUACAAUGCCAUCUAUGUGAUAACGGGACCACUGUUUCUUCCCAAGCGGAACAAGCAAUCAGGAGAAUUUGCCGUCUCAUAUCCAGUGCUUGGCACUCCACCGGAUACCAUCGCCGUUCCGACGCACUUCUUUAAAGUAGUGCUGGCUGAAAAGCGACAUGGCAAAGGCUACGCUACGGCUGGAUUUAUUUUACCAAAUCGAUUUAUUCCAGAAGACAAAGAUCUGCAUGACUUUCAGGCUCCAAUACAUAUUAUUGAAAAACAAGCUGGCCUGCUCUUCUUCGACAAGCUUGAUGGGAUUGAAAAAGGAGAUUUGUGUCGCGAAGUCAAGUGCGCUCUCGCUCUCGCAUACCGCAAAGCAUCUUCUAAAUUGCUGGAAGAUGCAUCAAUAGAGUUGGCUACUUCAUAG